GGUGCCAGUGCUGCCCGCACCCCCUGCCCCUCCCCACGCCUGCAGCACAAGCCUGGCUUUGUUCACGCUUGGCCCAGGCUCAGGAGGAGCGAUGUGGAGCAGGCACAUGAGAGGUGCCCUCCCCCAGCAGCCCAGAGCCCCCAGACCCUCCUGGGACCCUGCUGACCCCAUGGGCACUCCAAAGGUAUGGCCUGGGUAUGAGCCCCCUGCAUCCCUGAGCCGAGAUGAGACCCCUCCUCUCCCAAACCGUGGGGCCCCGCACGGGCUCGCAGCGAGGAGGAUGAAAGGAAAAACCCAGUUUUGUGCUCUCAAAAGAAAACUGGGCCUUUUGUUUCCCUGGAAACGGCUGUGCGAAAGCGGAGCGCGCGCGGGGCCGGUGGGUGUUGCGCACAAAGCCCGCACUGAGCCCCUGCCUUUCACUGCCCCUGGCAACCGGCUCCUUCUCGCUGGCACUCCGGGGCUGGGUGGCUGCCAGCCCCCGGGACAAGGAGCUCUAACAGCUCCGGUGCACGGGGCUGCGUGGCCAGGCUGCCCUCGGGCAGAUCCGUCCCGCCUGCUCCUGACCCCCCUGCUCCCUGACCCCCCGGCCCUGCUGGGAACAUGUGGGCUUGGAAACUGGUGCCCUGAAACCGCCCUCCUGGGACAGUUCUGUGCCUGCAAUGGGCACAGGAGGAGGGCCAGGAGCCCUGUGGGGCAGUUUGGGGGAGAUGCUUCACCCCAAGGGGUGUUGGGGGUGGUGGUCACACCUCAUCUUGCCCAGCAGCACUGCCCAGCAGCAGCACCUUGGUUGUGCAGAGUGCACAUGGGGAACCAGGCUGGGGGGUACCUCAGUCCUGUGCUGGGCUGGCUGGACUUUACUGAGACCAGUUCAGGACCAACCACCCCAAACCCAACACUUCAGAGGGCACCCUCUCACAGCAUCACCCCAGAGGGAGGCAGCAAAGGGGCUGGGGGCCUUUCCCCAUCUCCCCUGGCUGCUCCCUGCCCCCCAGCUGCCCAUGCCCACCCCAGAGCCCCCCAGUUUUAGGGAAGAACCAUUCCAGGGGCUCCCA
This is a messenger RNA of Zonotrichia albicollis (white-throated sparrow), 1052 nucleotides long. NCBI's taxonomy places the organism in Eukaryota, Metazoa, Chordata, Aves, Passeriformes, Passerellidae. The record is from RefSeq and is a predicted model, not a curated record.